Molecule: messenger RNA, 160 nt
Organism: Dovyalis caffra
Lineage: Eukaryota; Viridiplantae; Streptophyta; Magnoliopsida; Malpighiales; Salicaceae
Source: the annotation of a GenBank genome assembly
AACCAUGCAAAUCUCAUGGAACCUUAUCAAAUUAAGCUUAAUGCCUAUUUAAUACGGUCGUGUGGGCCUCUCAGCCUAACAAAGUCCAAUAAUAUAUUAAGGGGUAGACAACGGAGAUUACCCUCACAAUCGUGUGGGAUUUCCUACACUUAUAUCAUGG